Taeniopygia guttata (zebra finch) is the source of this 11824-nucleotide messenger RNA. NCBI's taxonomy places the organism in Eukaryota, Metazoa, Chordata, Aves, Passeriformes, Estrildidae. The record is from RefSeq and is a predicted model, not a curated record.
GCGGGGUGACCGCCUCCUUCCUGCCCUGGCGGCGAGGCGAGCGCGGGGCCGCAGCCGCGGCAGCAGCGCCAUGUGCCAGCGCCGCCGCGAGGGACCGGGGAGCUGGCACCUGGCAGCGCCGCGCGGGGCCGGGGGCUGCUGCCACCCCCCGCGGGGGCUGCGAGCUGCCGGGAGGGGAGCGCCCCGAGCGUGGGGCCUUUGAACUUCGCAGGUGCCCGAGCUAGAUGUGGUCCCGCGGAAGGUGUCGGUAGGAUGUGGGCUGAAGGCUGUCGUCGCCGCCAGGACGGCUCUUGUCGGGCUCCAGCAGCACCGUUGGAGGCCCCGGGGGAUGGAGGCAGGGCCCCCGCGGGGCAGGUGCAGUGGGGGGGCUGUCUCCCCCCGGGGACAUCCGGGUGGCAGCCCACUGUGGCGAAGCGUGUGACGCCAGAAGCGCAGGCGAGGCUCAUAUUUGGGCACGGAGCAGGUUAUUGGAGGCCGCGGCCCCGCAGCCGGGAGAUGAGGCGCCUGAUAAAGGCUGCCCCGGUGCUGCUGCCUGCGUUGGCUCGGGCGCAGGGCUGCGAGAGCUGCCCCGGCUGCGCCGGCUCGGGGCCGGUGCCGUGGGGCCGGUGGCCGUGGGGCCGGUGCCGUGGGGCCGGUGCCGUGGGGCCGGUGGCCAUGGGGCCGGUGGCGGCGCUGGGGCUGCUGCUGUGCGUGCGGCUGUGUGCGGGCUCCGGGCAGCUGCGUCUGGUGGGCGGCGGCGGGCGCUGUGCCGGGCGCGUGGAGGUGGAGCACGGCGGUGAGUGGGGCUCCGUGUGCGUCAACGAUUUCGACUGGGAACCUCGCAUAGGCGAGGUGGUGUGCCGGCUGCUGGGCUGUGGCCGGGUGGCCAGGGUGUCCCCGUACGCCAGGUUUGGGCAGGGCACCGGGCGGAUCUGGCUGCAGCUCUUACUCUGCCGAGGAGGUGAGAGUGCGCUGGAGGAGUGUACGCACUUUGGAUGGGGACGGCACAUCUGCGGCCACGAGCGGGAUGUGGGGGUGAUCUGCACAGAUGCCGUGGAGCUGAGGCUGGUGGGCGGCAGCAGUCCCUGUGCCGGGAGGGUGGAGGUGAAGCUGCAGGGACAGUGGGGCUCGUUGGGAGACGACGAUUGGGACAUGGAGGACGCCGAGGUGGUUUGCCGGCAGCUGGGCUGUGGCUCGGCUUCUGGUGCCUACUCUGCCCAUGACACGUUCGGUCAAGGGAAUGGGCUCAUCAGCCUGGCCAGGGUGGACUGCGGUGGGUACGAGGCCACGCUCUGGGACUGUGAGAUCCGUGGCUGGGGACCCUAUAAAUUCUUCAACCAUUACUGGGACACGGCUGUUGUCUGCCAAGGAUUAUCCCGGCUAGUGGGAGGUGAUGGAGCCUGUGCCGGGCGUCUGGAGGUGCGUCGGGGCCGGGCCUGGGUCGGUGUCUGUGAGGAUCAGGUGGACAUGAAGGCGGCCCAGGUGGUGUGCAGGGAGCUGGGCUGCGGUGAGGCGCUCGCCAUCCCUGGCAGCGCUCGAUUUGGGAGAGGAUCAGGGUCAUUGUGGGACGGUGGCUUCCAGUGCAAUGGCACCGAGUCCCUGCUCAGUGAGUGUGCCCGGCGUCUGCCCCUCAGCCAGGCCUGCGCCGGCCCUGCCAGCGUCAUCUGCUCCGCCUACACGGGCUUCCGGCUGGGGAACAGCAGCUCGGGAUGCUCCGGGCGAGUGGAGGUGGCAGUGAGGGGGACGUGGGGAUCCGUGUGCGCCAGCGAGUGGGACCUGGCCGAUGCGCACGUCCUGUGCCGCCACCUGGGCUGCGGCCGCGCCUCCAGCGUGCCCCCGGGAGGCUCCUUCGGCAGCGGGGAGGGGACACUGCGGCCGGACGCCUUCGGCUGCCACGGGAGCGAGCGGCACCCGGGCGAGUGCCCCGUGGCCGUGCUGGGGAAGCCGCCCUGUGUGCCCGGAAACGCCGCCGCCGUCAACUGCUCAGGUGCUGGCUUUGUCACGACCCUGCGGCUGGUGGAUGGUCAGAGCUUGUGUGAUGGGCGGCUGGAGGAGGCCAUAACCAGCCCAGCCUGGCGCCGUGUGCCGCUGGAGCAGUGGAAGUCAUGGGAUGUCAACGUGGUAUGUUCCGUGCUGGGCUGUGGCCAAGCCAGGGAUGUUUACUCUGCCUUGGGUACGGCUACUGCAUUGAGCAGCAGCCCCAGCCUGGUGGACAUCCGGACUGAAGAGAUGGACGGCGUUUUGGACGUGGGCUCUGCACUGACCGGCAGCCCUGAGGAGAUGGAUGACCAGCUGGAGGAGAGGGGCGAUGUCUCAGGGAUGGGCCCUGCGCUGAACAGCAGCGUGGAGGAGAUGGCCAUCACCUGCUCAGGCAGCCGGCAGGUGAGGCUGGCGGGGAGCUCGGGCCGCUGUGCCGGGCGCGUGGAGGUCUAUUCCGGGGGCAGCUGGAGCUCCGUCUGCCAGGAAGGCUGGGAGCUGCAGGACGCCGCCGUUGUCUGCCGGGAGCUGGGCUGUGGCAUGGCACUGGAGGCCCCGAGCCGGGCGCGCUUCGGUGCCGGCACGGGGCCGCUGUGGCCGUACGUGCCCGACUGCUCCGGCUCCGAGGAGUCUCUCUGGGAAUGCGGGCGCACGGAACGGCGCGAGUGCGGGCGCGGUGGCGGGGCAGGGGCCGUCUGCUCAGAGCAGCUCUCGGUGCGGCUGGCAGGAGGCCCUGGGCGCUGCCGGGGGUACCUGGAGGUGUCCUACAACGGCACCUGGGGCCGCGUCUGCGCCAACGGCACCAGAACCGGCACCGGCACCGCCGUCUGCCGCCAGCUGGGCUGUGGGCACCGGGGCUGGCUCUCGGCUGUCCCCAUCCAGCAGCCGUCCCUGGCGUGGCUGGCCUGGGUGGGCUGUGAGGACGGGGCCCGCUCGCUCUGGGGGUGCCCCUCGGCCCCCUGGCACCUGCAGAGCUGUGGCACCGGCGGCUACGCCCAAGUGGAGUGUGAGGAGGACAGCGAUGGCACCUCUGAGGGACGCACUACCCCACAUGCAGAGGGUGCCACCAGCACAGGUGUCCCCAGCAGAUCGCCCUCAGCAGUGGCCGUGGGGACUGUGCCUGUGCCCACUGUGCUGUGCGUGGUGCUGGGGACGCUGCUGUGCCUGUCCCUGGGUGCCCUGGCCCUGCUGCUGUGCCGUGCCCGUGCCUGGCGCCGAGGCCCUGGCAGAGCUGCAGAUGCCAUCUCCAACGCUGUCUACGAGGAGCUGGAUUACAAAGCCGUGCCAGAGUACCAGGAGGUGCCCACUCCCCCAGGUUCCCUGUCGGAGGGACGGGUGAAGAAGCUGCCGUAUUACACCGGGGACAGCGUGGAGGGGAGUGACACCGAGGCCGCCCCAGAUCCCCCUGCCCGGCCCGAGCAAGGAACCCCAGAGGGCUACGACGAUGUCCUGGAUGUGCCACAGGAGGCCCCUGCUCCCAGCACUGGGGACAUCUCUGAGGGAGUGACACGGCAGAAAUCGAUCUGUGUCCUCCCCACAGGUGGGAUCUGCUCCCCUCCAUGUCCCCCAGGAGCAACAACAGACUUCUCAGAUCCGAGCCCAGGGAAUACGGACUAUGAUGAUGUGGGCAGCAGCGCCCCGGCGACACUACCGCCUCCUUCCUGCCCUGGCGGCGAGGCGAGCGCGGGGCCGCAGCCGCGGCAGCAGCGCCAUGUGCCAGCGCCGCCGCGAGGGACCGGGGAGCUGGCACCUGGCAGCGCCGCGCGGGGCCGGGGGCUGCUGCCACCCCCCGCGGGGGCUGCGAGCUGCCGGGAGGGGAGCGCCCCGAGCGUGGGGCCUUUGAACUUCGCAGGUGCCCGAGCUAGAUGUGGUCCCGCGGAAGGUGUCGGUAGGAUGUGGGCUGAAGGCUGUCGUCGCCGCCAGGACGGCUCUUGUCGGGCUCCAGCAGCACCGUUGGAGGCCCGGGGAUGGAGGCAGGGCCCCCGCGGGGCAGGUGCAGUGGGGGGGCUGUCUCCCCCCGGGGACAUCCGGGUGGCAGCCCACUGUGGCGAAGCGUGUGACGCCAGAAGCGCAGGCGAGGCUCAUAUUUGGGCACGGAGCAGGUUAUUGGAGGCCGCGGCCCCGCAGCCGAGAGAUGAGGCGCCUGAUAAAGGCUGCCCCGGUGCUGCUGCCUGCGUUGGCUCGGGCGCAGGCCUGAGGGAGCUGCCCCGGCUGCGCCGGCUCGGGGCCGGUGCCGUGGGGCCGGUGGCGUGGGGCCGGUGGCCAUGGGGCCGGUGGCGGCGCUGGGGCUGCUGCUGUGCGUGCGGCUGUGUGCGGGUGAGUGGCGGCGGGCGGGAGCGGGGCCCGCGGCGGUGGCGGGCCCGGCUCAGCAGCCCCCGUGCCGCAGGCUCCGGGCAGCUGCGUCUGGUGGGCGGCGGCGGGCGCUGUGCCGGGCGCGUGGAGGUGGAGCACGGCGGUGAGUGGGGCUCCGUGUGCGUCUUCGACUUCCACUGGGACGCUCGCUUGGCCGAGGUGGUGUGCCGGCUGCUGGGCUGUGGCCGGGUGGCCAGGGCGUCCCCGUACGCCCCGUUCGGGCAGGGCACCGGGCGGAUCUGGCUGCAGCCCUUCUUCUGCCGAGGAGGUGAGAAUGCGCUGGAGGAGUGUCCGCACUUUGGAUGGGGACGGCACUUCUGCGGCCACGACCGGGAUGUGGGGGUGACCUGCACAGAUGCCGUGGAGCUGAGGCUGGUGGGCGGCAGCAGUCCCUGUGCCGGGAGGGUGGAGGUGAAGCUGCAGGGACAGUGGGGCUCGGUGGGAGACAACGACUGGGACAUGGAGGACACCGAGGUGGUUUGCCAGCAGCUGGGCUGUGGCUCGGCUUCCAAAGCCUACUAUGCCCGUGACACCUUCGGUCUAGGGGGCUGGCUCGUCAGUCUGGCCAGGGUGGACUGCGGUGGGUACGAGGCCACGCUCUGGGACUGCAAGAUCCGUGGCUGGGGACCCUAUAAAUUCUUCAACCAUUACUGGGACACAGCUGUUGUCUGCCAAGGAUUCUCCCGGCUAGUCGGAGGUGAUGGAGCCUGUGCCGGGCGUCUGGAGGUGCGUCGGGGCCGGGCCUGGGUCGGUGUCUGUGAGGAUCAGGUGGACAUGAAGGCGGCCCAGGUGGUGUGCAGGGAGCUGGGCUGCGGUGAGGCGCUCGCCAUUCCUGGCAGCGCUCGAUUUGGGAGAGGAUCAGGGUCAUUCUGGGACGGUGGCUUCCAGUGCAAUGGCACCGAGUCCCUGCUCAGUGCGUGUGCCCGGCGUCUGCCCCUCAGCCAGGCCUGCGCCGGCCCUGCCAGCGUCAUCUGCUCCGCCUACACGGGCUUCCGGCUGGGGAACAGCAGCUCGGGAUGCUCCGGGCGAGUGGAGGUGGCAGUGAGGGGGACGUGGGGAUCCGUGUGCGCCAGCGAGUGGGACCUGGCCGAUGCGCACGUCCUGUGCCGCCACCUGGGCUGCGGCCGCGCCUCCAGCGUGCCCCCGGGAGGCUCCUUCGGCAGCGGGGAGGGGACACUGCGGCCGGACGCCUUCGGCUGCCACGGGAGCGAGCGGCACCCGGGCGAGUGCCCCGUGGCCGUGCUGGGGAAGCCGCCCUGUGUGCCCGGAAACGCCGCCGCCGUCAACUGCUCAGGUGCUGGCUUUGUCACGACCCUGCGGCUGGUGGAUGGUCAGAGCUUGUGUGAUGGGCGGCUGGAGGAGGCCAUAACCAGCCCAGCCUGGCGCCGUGUGCCGCUGGAGCAGUGGAAGUCAUGGGAUGUCAACGUGGUAUGUUCCGUGCUGGGCUGUGGCCAAGCCAGGGAUGUUUACUCUGCCUUGGGUACGGCUGCUGCAUUGAGCAGCAGCCCCAGCCUGGUGGACAUCAGGACUGAAGAGAUGGACGGCGUUUUGGACGUGGGCUCUGCACUGACCGGCAGCCCUGAGGAGAUGGAUGACCAGCUGGAGGAGAGGGGCAAUGUCUCAGGGAUGGGCCCUGCGCUGAACAGCAGCGUGGAGGAGAUGGCCAUCACCUGCUCAGGCAGCCGGCAGGUGAGGCUGGCGGGGAGCUCGGGGCGCUGUGCCGGGCGCGUGGAGGUCUAUUCCGGGGGCAGCUGGAGCUCCGUCUGCCAGGAAGGCUGGGAGCUGCAGGACGCCGCCGUUGUCUGCCGGGAGCUGGGCUGUGGCACGGCACUGGAGGCCCCGAGCCGGGCGCGCUUCGGUGCCGGCACGGGGCCGCUGUGGCCGUACGUGCCCGACUGCUCCGGCUCCGAGGAGUCUCUCUGGGAAUGCGGGCGCACGGAACGGCGCGAGUGCGGGCGCGGUGGCGGGGCAGGGGCCGUCUGCUCAGGUCGGUGCCGGGCACCCCAAGGUCAGGGCCCGGCAGAGGCCCCGGGGGGUUCCCGGCCGUGCCGUGACCCCCCCGCACCCCUUGCAGAGCAGCUCUCGGUGCGGCUGGCAGGAGGCCCUGGGCGCUGCCGGGGGUACCUGGAGGUGUCCUACAACGGCACCUGGGGCCGCGUCUGCGCCAACGGCACCAGCACCGACACCGGCACCGCCGUCUGCCGCCAGCUGGGCUGUGGGCACCGGGGCUGGCUCUCGGCUGUCCCCACCCAGCAGCCGUCCCUGGCGUGGCUGGCCUGGGUGGGCUGUGAGGACGGGGCCCGCUCGCUCUGGGAGUGCCCCUCGGCCCCCUGGCACCUGCAGAGCUGUGGCACCGGCGGCUACGCCCAAGUGGAGUGUGAGGAGGACGGCGAUGGCACCUCUGAGAGACGCACUACCCCAUAUCCGGAGGGUGCCACCAGCACAGGUGUCCCCAGCAGAUCGCCCUCAGCAGUGGCCGUGGGGACUGUGCCUGUGCCCACUGUGCUGUGCGUGGUGCUGGGGACGCUGCUGUGCCUGUCCCUGGGUGCCCUGGCCCUGCUGCUGUGCCGUGCCCGUGCCCGGCGCCGAGGCCCUGGCAGAGCUGCAGAUGCCAUCUCCAACGCUGUCUACGAGGAGCUGGAUUACAAAGCCGUGCCAGAGUACCAGGAGGUGCCCACUCCCCCAGGUUCCCUGUCGGAGGGACGGGUGAAGAAGCUGCCGUAUUACACCGGGGACAGCGUGGAGGGGAGUGACACCGAGGCAGCCCCAGAUCCCCCUGCCCGGCCCGAGCAAGGAACCCCGGAGGGCUACGACGAUGUCCUGGAUGUGCCACAGGAGGCCCCUGCUCCCAGCACUGGGGACAUCUCUGAGGGAGUGGCACGGCAGAAAUCGAUCUGUGUCCUCCCCACAGGUGGGAUCUGCUCCCCUCCAUGUCCCCCAGGAGCAACAACAGACUUCUCAGAUCCGAGCCCAGGGAACACGGACUAUGAUGAUGUGGGCAGCAGCGCCCCGGCGACACUGCCUGACCCCGACAGGGAGGGAGGUGCCGAGCCAGGCUGGAUGCCGCUGCGGCCCUGCCUGUCCCGCAGCCUGCGCUGCCCGGCUCGGGAAUGGCGGGCACGGAAGGGAAGGUGGCAGGGCCCUCACUCAGCGCAGGCUCCGCAGCGGGCAGGCGGGAUGCCGGAGCUGCUGGCAGAGCUGCAGGACGCCGUGGGUUCCCAGCUCGUUGUCACUCCGGCCCGGGCAGGUAGGCAGCAGCAGGGGCUGGUGAGGCGGCAAGAGCGCAGCCCGACCAGAGCCCUCGGGAAAGAAGCUCCGAGCCCACCGCGGGCCCGCGGAGGUAUCCGUGGGGUCGGAGAGCUCCUGUCCCCUGUGGCCGGGGCAGCAGCCGCCCACCCGCCCAGGCCGCCGCCGCUGCCCUCCUGUGUCGGCCCGCAGCGCCCUGGCCCGGUGCGGGCUCGGCGCGGUGCGGGCGUGUGUGAGCGGAGCAGCCCCGGACAGCGCCCGGUGCCGCAGUGCCCGGCAGCGCGGGGGGAUGGGGCAGGGCAGCUCCCGCCGCCGCCGCGGCGAGGGACCGGGACGUGCUGCCCGUGGGGAAUCGCUGCGGUGCCGCCGGGUGGGGAGCAGCGGCAGUUCCCGCUGCUCCGUCUGCUCCGGGGGGAGCCCGGGACGAGAGUCCGGGAAGUUCGGGUCGAUCGCACUUCGCAGGUGCCCGAGCUAGAUGUGGUCCCGCGGAAGGUGUCGGUAGGAUGUGGGCUGAAGGCUGUCGUCGCCGCCAGGACGGCUCUUGUCGGGCUCCAGCAGCACCGUUGGAGGCCCGGGGGAUGGAGGCAGGGCCCCCGCGGGGCAGGUGCAGUGGGGGGGCUGCCUCCCCCCGGGGACAUCCGGGUGGCAGCCCACUGUGGCGAAGCGUGUGACGCCAGAAGCGCAGGCGAGGCUCAUAUUUGGGCACGGAGCAGGUUAUUGGAGGCCGCGGCCCCGCAGCCGGGAGAUGAGGCGCCUGAUAAAGGCUGCCCCGGUGCUGCUGCCUGCGUUGGCUCGGGCGCAGGCCUGAGGGAGCUGCCCCGGCUGCGCCGGCUCGGGGCCGGUGCCGUGGGGCCGGUGCCGUGGGGCCGGUGGCCAUGGGGCCGGUGGCGGCGCUGGGGCUGCUGCUGUGCGUGCGGCUGUGUGCGGGUGAGUGGCGGCGGGCGGGAGCGGGGCCCGCGGCGGUGGCGGGCCCGGCUCAGCAGCCCCCGUGCCGCAGGCUCCGGGCAGCUGCGUCUGGUGGGCGGCGGCGGGCGCUGUGCCGGGCGCGUGGAGGUGGAGCACGGCGGUGAGUGGGGCUCCGUGUGCCUCUUUGAACACGACUGGGAAGCUCGCUGGGCCGCGGUGGUGUGCCGGCUGCUGGGCUGUGGCCGGGUGGCCAGGGCGUCCCCGUACGCCCCGUUCGGGCAGGGCACCGGGCGGAUCUGGCUGCAGCCCUUCUUCUGCAGAGGAGUUGAGAGUGCGCUGGAGGAGUGUACCCACUUUGGAUGGGGACGGCACUUCUGCGGCCACGACCGGGAUGUGGGGGUGACCUGCACAGAUGCCGUGGAGCUGAGGCUGGUGGGCGGCAGCAGUCCCUGUGCCGGGAGGGUGGAGGUGAAGCUGCAGGGACAGUGGGGCUCGGUGGCAGACGGCGAUUGGGACAUGGAGGACGCCGAGGUGGUUUGCCAGCAGCUGGGCUGUGGCUCGGCUUCCAAAGCCUACUACGCCCGUGACACCUUCGGCAUAGGGAAUGGGCUCGUCAGCUUGGUCCUGGUGGACUGCAGGGGGGACGAGGCCACGCUCUGGGACUGCGAGAUCCGUGGCUGGGGACCCUAUAACAGCAGUGACCAUUAUUGGGACACGGCUGUUGUCUGCCAAGGAUUCUCCCGGCUAGUCGGAGGUGAUGGAGCCUGUGCCGGGCGUCUGGAGGUGCGUCGGGGCCGGGCCUGGGUCGGUGUCUGUGAGGAUCAGGUGGACAUGAAGGCGGCCCAGGUGGUGUGCAGGGAGCUGGGCUGCGGUGAGGCGCUCGCCAUCCCUGGCAGCGCUCGAUUUGGGAGAGGAUCAGGGUCAUUCUGGGACGGUGGCUUCCAGUGCAAUGGCACCGAGUCCCUGCUCAGUGCGUGUGCCCGGCGUCUGCCCCUCAGCCAGGCCUGCGCCGGCCCUGCCAGCGUCAUCUGCUCCGCCUACACGGGCUUCCGGCUGGGGAACAGCAGCUCGGGAUGCUCCGGGCGAGUGGAGGUGGCAGUGAGGGGGACGUGGGGAUCCGUGUGCGCCAGCGAGUGGGACCUGGCCGAUGCGCACGUCCUGUGCCGCCACCUGGGCUGCGGCCGCGCCUCCAGCGUGCCCCCGGGAGGCUCCUUCGGCAGCGGGGAGGGGACACUGCGGCCGGACGCCUUCGGCUGCCACGGGAGCGAGCGGCACCCGGGCGAGUGCCCCGUGGCCGUGCUGGGGAAGCCGCCCUGUGUGCCCGGAAACGCCGCCGCCGUCAAGUGCUCAGGUGCUGGCUUUGUCACGACCCUGCGGCUGGUGGAUGGUCAGAGCUUGUGUGAUGGGCGGCUGGAGGAGGCCAUAACCAGCCCAGCCUGGCGCCGUGUGCCGCUGGAGCAGUGGAAGUCAUGGGAUGUCAACGCGGUAUGUUCCGUGCUGGGCUGUGGCCAAGCCAGGGAUGUUUACUCUGCCUUGGGUACGGCUGCUGCAUUGAGCAGCAGCCCCAGCCUGGUGGACAUCCGGACUGAAGAGAUGGACGGCGUUUUGGACGUGGGCUCUGCACUGACCGGCAGCCCUGAGGAGAUGGAUGACCAGCUGGAGGAGAUGGGAGAUGUCUCAGGGAUGGGCCCUGCGCUGAACAGCAGCGUGGAGGAGAUGGCCAUCACCUGCUCAGGUGGGUGUCCCGAGAAGGGCCAGAGGUGCGGGUGCCCCAAGCAGCCCCCCCAGCCCAUUCCUUCCCGGCCCACAGGCAGCCGGCAGGUGAGGCUGGCGGGGAGCUCGGGGCGCUGUGCCGGGCGCGUGGAGGUCUAUUCCGGGGGCAGCUGGAGCUCCGUCUGCCAGGAAGGCUGGGAGCUGCAGGACGCCGCCGUUGUCUGCCGGGAGCUGGGCUGUGGCACGGCACUGGAGGCCCCGAGCCGGGCGCGCUUCGGUGCCGGCACGGGGCCGCUGUGGCCGUACGUGCCCGACUGCUCCGGCUCCGAGGAGUCUCUCUGGGAAUGCGGGCGCACGGAACGGCGCGAGUGCGGGCGCGGUGGCGGGGCAGGGGCCGUCUGCUCAGGUCGGUGCCGGGCACCCCAAGGUCAGGGCCCGGCAGAGGCCCCGGGGGGUUCCCGGCCGUGCCGUGACCCCCCCGCACCCCUUGCAGAGCAGCUCUCGGUGCGGCUGGCAGGAGGCCCUGGGCGCUGCCGGGGGUACCUGGAGGUGUCCUACAACGGCACCUGGGGCCGCGUCUGCGCCAACGGCACCAGAACCGGCACCGCCGCCGCCGUCUGCCGCCAGCUGGGCUGUGGGCACCUGGGCCGGCUCUCGGCUGUCCCCACCCAGCAGCCGUCCCUGGCGUGGCUGGCCUGGGUGGGCUGUGAGGACGGGGCCCGCUCGCUCUGGGAGUGCCCCUCGGCCCCCUGGCACCUGCAGAGCUGUGGCACCGGCGGCUACGCCCAAGUGGAGUGUGAGGAGGACGGCGAUGGCACCUCUGAGGGACGCACUACCCCAUAUCCGGAGGGUGCCACCAGCACAGGUGUCCCCAGCAGAUCGCCCUCAGCAGUGGCCGUGGGGACUGUGCCUGUGCCCACUGUGCUGUGCGUGGUGCUGGGGACGCUGCUGUGCCUGUCCCUGGGUGCCCUGGCCCUGCUGCUGUGCCGUGCCCGUGCCCGGCGCCGAGGCCCUGGCAGAGCUGCAGAUGCCAUCUCCAACGCUGUCUACGAGGAGCUGGAUUACAAAGCCGUGCCAGAGUACCAGGAGGUGCCCACUCCCCCAGGUUCCCUGUCGGAGGGACGGGUGAAGAAGCUGCCGUAUUACACCGGGGACAGCGUGGAGGGGAGUGACACCGAGGCCGCCCCAGAUCCCCCUGCCCGGCCCGAGCAAGGAACCCCGGAGGGCUACGACGAUGUCCUGGAUGUGCCACAGGAGGCCCCUGCUCCCAGCACUGGGGACAUCUCUGAGGGAGUGACACGGCAGAAAUCGAUCUGUGUCCUCCCCACAGGUGGGAUCUGCUCCCCUCCAUGUCCCCCAGGAGCAACAACAGACUUCUCAGAUCCGAGCCCUGGGAACACGGACUAUGAUGAUGUGGGCAGCAGCGCCCCGGCGACACUGCCAUGAGGAUGUCCUGGCCAUGCCACAGCCCAGGGGACACGUGUGUGGCAGUGCGGUGGGGCCCUGUGCCCAGGGAGGUCUGGCCCUGCCCAUGGAAGUCAUCCCUCGCUGUGCAGCGCUGCAGGAAAGCAGCUCCUGUGUAGGGAUUUCCUUUGAUUUCAGUUUAAAUUUCCAUUUUUCCUUAUUAAAAGCCAAACUGGUCAGAAACUCA